Juglans microcarpa x Juglans regia is the source of this 2801-nucleotide messenger RNA. Its product is annotated as probable receptor-like protein kinase At5g24010. NCBI's taxonomy places the organism in Eukaryota, Viridiplantae, Streptophyta, Magnoliopsida, Fagales, Juglandaceae. Gene Ontology annotation, biological process: protein autophosphorylation. The transcript has a single exon. The record is from RefSeq and is a predicted model, not a curated record. Gene Ontology annotation, molecular function: ATP binding; transmembrane receptor protein tyrosine kinase activity. Gene Ontology annotation, cellular component: plasma membrane; plasmodesma. Bases 96 to 2678 code for a protein of 860 amino acids.
UAUACCUUUCAGACGUCUAAGUCAACAAUAAACUUUCAUCUAAAUCCCCUGUCCUAAAUUUUGAUUAUUGUCAGCCAUUGUUUCUUCCUCCUCGUAUGCAGCUAAGGUCUCACUUCCGUCUACCAUUGAAAAGAGGAUCAAAAGAAAAGGGUAGCAAUUCCUACCCCUUUUCCAUGGAAAAACUUCAUUUUCUCAUGGUUCUCUUCCCUCUCCUGAAUCUCCAAUUUCCUUCUUUUCUACUUCUCUCAUCAGCUUCUACUCUUCCCUCCAAGUACUUUAUCAAUUGUGGAUCAGUAUCCAACAUAUCUUUGAGCGGUCGGGAAUUCGUGGGUGACCUGAAUUCUGGCUCCUUCUCUUUUGGACCAAGUUCUGAUAUCAGUAUUGUCACCACCGACUCAUCAACAGAUACGUCUCUUUAUCAAACUGCCAGAAUUUUCAAAAAACAAUCUUCAUUUGAUUUUAAUAUCACUGAUUUUGGCAUUUAUUAUGUUCGUGUCCAUUUCUUUCCGUUUUCCUCCGGGAGGACUAAUCUGGCCGAUGCCCACUUCGAUGUUUCAGCCUUUAAUUUCUCGCUGUUGUCAAACUUUCGAAUUAAAGACAAUAGCAACUCACCUUUGAUUAAAGAAUACUUACUCACUAUCAAUGCAACCAAAUUCAGCAUCCAAUUUACUCCUCGGAGAAAAUCUUUUGCUUUCGUAAGCGCCAUCGAAGUCUUUCUUGUCCCAGAUAAAGAUUUCGUCAAGGAUCGUGACGUGGAUCUAAUUACUCCCAGUGGCCUGAGCAGUCAUAAAUACUCUGGUGUACGAUCUGAGGUUUUACUUACAAUCCACAGGGUCGAUGUUGGAGGUCCACAGAAUAACGACUCACUCUGGAGGAAUUGGAUACCGGAUGAUGAAUAUCUACUCCCAGGAGAAUCUGGGAAAAAAUGUGUUCCUUAUGAAGGUACGCUUAACUAUGGCGUUAAUGGAGCAAAUAAUUAUUCUGCAUCGGAUCUUGUCUACAAGACAUGUCGAGAAUUGAACUUAGAUAGCAGCGAAGGGUCAUCAAAUUCUUCGAAAAUAACAUGGCGUUUUGACGUGAGUAAUAGGGCCACGCAUCUGGUUCGGCUGCACUUUUGCGAUAUUAUCAGUAAAAAUGCUAGUGAUGUGUUCUUCAGUCUCUCUUUUUAUGGUAAUUUCACUCACAUGAUCUCUACAAAUGAGAUUAGUGAUCUGUUGGCUGCUCCACUUUACUACGAAUUGGUGGUUGAAUCAGAUGACUCGGGAUACAUGGAUAUUAGUGUAGGGCCUAGGCAGGAUUCUAAAAAUAAAACUGCCUAUCUGAAUGGGGUGGAGAUUAUGGAGUUUAUGAAGAAGUCUAGUUUGGUCGAUGUUCCCGGUAAUGAAAAUAGGAGUCAGGUUUAUGUUAUAGUUGGUACCGUAUGUGGUGUGGCCUUUGUCUUCAUUGUAAUAGUGCUGUUCUUUUUGGGUAUAAAAUACAAGAAAGCAAAGCAAGGUGAUGAUGGUGUGGGUUCAUGGCCAGUUUUUCAUGGAAAAGAUACUACUUCUCGUAAAGGACGACCGAAUGCGUCUUCAAUUCGUAGUUUAAACUUGAAGUUAAAGAUGCCUCUUCUUGAAAUACAAGAUGCCACUCAUAACUUUGACCCCAAACUAUUGAUAGGUGAGGGUGGGUUUGGGAAAGUCUAUAAGGGGACUCUUCAGAAUGGAAUGACAGUGGCGGUGAAACGAAGUGAUCCGAAACAUGGCCAGGGCCUUCCAGAAUUCGAAACAGAAGUCUUGGUCUUAUCCAGAAUUCGCCAUCGCCAUCUUGUUUCCUUGAUUGGAUACUGCGAAGAAAGGUCUGAGAUGAUACUGGUGUAUGAAUUCAUGGAAAAGGGGACACUCAGAGAUCAUCUUUAUGAUCAGAAUGAGAAGUCUAAGAGAUCAUCUAAAAGGUCUAAACUGUCUUGGAAGCAACGUCUUGAAAUUUGUAUUGGUUCAGCAAAAGGUCUUCAUUAUCUUCACACCUGUUCGCAUGGGGGAAUAAUUCAUCGUGAUGUCAAGUCAACAAACAUUCUUCUGAAUAAGAAUUUUGUGGCUAAAGUUGCUGAUUUUGGCCUUUCAAGAUCAGGCCCCAAUGAUCCUGACAAUUUUAGUGUUGGGAUAAAAGGUAGCUUUGGUUAUAUGGAUCCUGAAUAUUUUAGAUCCCUUCAGUUCACAGAGAAAUCUGAUGUCUACUCCUUUGGUGUAGUACUUCUUGAAGUCCUUUGUGCUAGACCAGCUAUUAUUAACUCAACCAAGAGGGAGGAAAUGAACCUAGCUGAAUGGGCGAUACUCUGGCAAAAGAAAGGACAACUCGAAAAUAUUAUCGAUCCAUUGUUAGUGGGAGACAUUAACCCUGAUUCAUUGAGAAAGUUUGGUGACACUGCUGAGAAGUGUUUGAAGGGUGAUGGAGCUAACAGGCCUACAAUGCUUGAUGUGAUAUGGGACUUGGAGUAUGCCUUACAGCUUCAUCAAACUGCUGUGCACAGAGAACCGCACGAGGACACAACAACAAAUGCUUUUUUUGUCGAGCUGCCUUUGCCUGAUAGCAUCCCUGAUUGGGAGGAUACUGAUUUGUCGAUAGGAGGAGAGGUCGAUGGUUCCGAUACAACCGAUAGUGGAGUGUUCUCUCAGCUGAGGGUUGAUGCUGCCAGAUAAUCCUCAUCCACUUCUUUGUGGGUUUGGUCCUGUCUUUUUUAUUCCUUUUUUUCCGCAGCGCUUUUCAACUGUAUUUUGAUGUGUUGCUUUGUUUGAUAUUAGUGCAAUUAAACUUAUGUUUAU